This is a messenger RNA of Harpia harpyja (harpy eagle), 2273 nucleotides long. It is a transcript of the gene MAPK13, whose product is annotated as mitogen-activated protein kinase 13. The coding region runs from base 616 to 1713 and encodes 365 amino acids. The transcript has 12 exons. The record is from RefSeq and is a predicted model, not a curated record. Gene Ontology annotation, cellular component: nucleus; cytoplasm. Lineage: Eukaryota; Metazoa; Chordata; Aves; Accipitriformes; Accipitridae. Gene Ontology annotation, biological process: MAPK cascade; protein phosphorylation. Gene Ontology annotation, molecular function: ATP binding; MAP kinase activity.
CCACAUCCCCACUCUGCUGGGAAGCCAGGCUUGGGAGAAAAUCGCCGUCGCUUCCUUGCUCUUCUGUGGAUGUAACGCCCUGGAGUCCUUCGUCACGAGCCUGGAGCCGUCCUCCAUCAGCUGGAAAGAAGAAUGUCCUCGCGUGUCUGACGAGGCGCUGUGGCUUGUUCCCCAGAUUCCCUGGCUCGACGAGUCCUUACUCAUCCGCUUGUUCAGAACAGGGACUUCACGAGACCCCCUGCGAGCCCCACGAGGACAUUUCUCGGCUGGUGGCUGGGUGGAAGCAGGAGAGCGAGUGCUGUAGGUGACAGCGGGGCUCACGGAGGUGUGCCUGCCACGGGGCUGGGUGCUCAGCUCCUAUAGCAGAGUCCAGAGGCACCUGUACAAGAGCGAGGCGUGUCGGAAAACCUGAUGCCUCACCUCUGCCAAUGUGGAGGCGGAGGGAGGAGGGCCCAAAGACAUGUCCCUUCACGCUCGCAACAGCUGAAAACGGAGAAGGAAACUCGCUAGAGCCUUUUUUACCAGCGCAGGAGGCCUCGCUGUCCCGCUCUCACCUCGGAAGCCCUCCCAUACGCCAGUACUCUGGGGGGGUGGCAGUCCCGCACCCGCUGGGCGAUGAACAUCGCAAGGAGAAGAGGCUUUUACAGACAGGAGGUGAACAAAACCCUCUGGGAGCUGCCCAGGAGAUACACAUCCCUCCACCCGGUGGGGUCCGGAGCCUACGGCUCGGUGUGUUCAGCCAUAGACAAGAAGACAGGGGAGAAAGUGGCUAUCAAGAAGCUCUGCCGCCCGUUCCAGUCGGAGAUCUUUGCCAAGAGAGCAUACAGAGAGCUCAUGCUGUUGAAGCACAUGCAACACGAGAACGUCAUUGGGCUGCUUGAUGUCUUCACCUCCGCCACCUCCUACCAGGGAUUCCAGGACUUCUACCUGGUGAUGCCAUACAUGCGGACAGAUUUACAAAAGAUCAUGGGACAGGAAUUCAGUGAUGAAAAGAUCCAGUACCUGGUCUACCAAAUGCUGAAAGGGCUGAAGUAUAUUCAUUCAGCCGGCAUCAUCCACAGGGACCUGAAGCCCGGCAACCUGGCUGUGAAUGAAGACUGUCAGCUAAAGAUCUUGGAUUUUGGCUUGGCCAGACACACCGAUGCUGAAAUGACCGGCUACGUGGUUACGCGCUGGUACAGAGCCCCAGAAGUCAUUCUGAACUGGAUGCAUUACAACCAGACAGUGGAUAUCUGGUCUAUCGGCUGUAUCAUGGCAGAAAUGCUGACUGGAAAAACACUAUUUAAAGGAAAAGACUACCUAGAUCAACUAACUCAGAUCCUGAAAGUAACGGGGCAUCCGGGAGAAGACUUUGUGGACAAGCUGGAGGACAAAGCGGCUAAGAGUUAUAUCAAGUCCCUUCCUAAAAUCCCCAAGAAGGAUUUGUCUGUGCUUUUCCCCAAAGCCAAUCCUCAGGCAGUGGACCUGCUUGACAAGAUGUUGCAGCUCGAUGUGGAAAAGCGCCUUACAGCGACGGAGGCGUUGGCUCACCCCUAUUUCGACCAGUUCCGAGAUGUCGAGGAGGAGACAGAAGCGCAACAGUCCUAUGAUGAUUCUCUGGAACAUGAAAAGCUUUCGAUAGAUGAGUGGAGAAAGCAUAUUUACAAGGAGAUCUUGUCCUUCAGUCCCAUUGCACGGAAGGACUCAAAGAAGCGAAGUGGGAUGUCAUUAUAACAACCAGUGCGGCUGUGGCUGGGAUUCAUUUCUCCAGGAAGAUGGAUCGGAUUUACUCCACGCUGCCUUGCUGGUGGCCAUCGUUUGGCCUGUGGGACUUCUCUAUGUGCCAACACAAGGAUGACACUGUGCUGCGGGCAUUGGACUUUGUUCUACUAAAUGGGGAAGCACCCCAAACAGUUUUCAACACAAAAGAUAAAUAUAUUCUCAUUGAAACUUUAAGUGGGAGAAUUUUAACUGGUGUUUGUUUUUUUUUUUUAAUAUAUUUGCCAACUUGAGAGAGCAGGAGUUUCAUUGCUCCCUUCUCAUUAGUCUUUCCAAGCGCAGGUUUUAGUACAUUAAUUAUGGAUAAGGUAAAGAAAAAGGUAAAAUUGUCUGGGAACUGAGUCCCAAGCAAAAUAAUCAGAAAUAGUGAAAUUCAGCAUAACAAGACUUUAUCCAAUCUAACUCUGAGUGCAUCCCCUUUCCCUGAGCAGUCAAACAGCAUCCAGCACAGCAAGGUUGCUGGGAUGGUGUCAGCUCCAGGAUGCCAUGGGAAUCCAGCUGAUGAUGGGAUUGAU